Messenger RNA from Morchella sextelata, 651 nucleotides. RefSeq lists its product as uncharacterized. Lineage: Eukaryota; Fungi; Ascomycota; Pezizomycetes; Pezizales; Morchellaceae. The transcript has a single exon. The record is from RefSeq and is a predicted model, not a curated record. Bases 1 to 651 code for a protein of 216 amino acids.
AUGAAACUGCCCCCCCAGCACUACGCCAGCCAUAUCGGCCGCAACCUCCGCACUCUCUCGACCACCCUCCACCGUGUCAACACCGGCCUUGACACCAUCCGCGUCCGCAUCCACCUGCUUGGCUACACCGAGCUUCAUGCCCACCUCUCCAGUGGCCGAGCGCCGGAACAUAUCCAUAUCACUCCCGACAAUGCGCGGGAAAUGUACGAGGGCCUCCGUGGGACUCAAGACAUGCUCGCGAUAGACAGCAGCGACCUCAGCGCCUGCUGCGAGAGUUUAAAUGGUGUUCGCGGAGUGCUGGAAGCACUUAUUGCGCCUCGGCGGGGCCGAGAUUCUGUGGAGGGGGGUGAAGAGGAGGGGGGAAUCUCGUGGCCGGGGCUUGAAGACUCGAUUGCAGACCAUGAGAGGAUUCUCCGGAAUCAGGGGAUGAAGUAUCAGGAGCACUUGAGGAUCAUGAUGGUUACGCAAGAGGUGAUGGGCACAGGUGCAGCGACUGAGGAUGAGCUGAAGGUGGCGAGUGAGUUGUGUACGGAAUUUAUGAACCUGGCAGAGAGGUAUCUGUGGUCGUUGAAGGACUUUCGGGCCUGCUGUGAUGUGGUUGCGGAUGUGAAGAUGUGGUUGGAGGAUCUUGAAAGGUGGAGGCGGGGUUGA